Gadus macrocephalus (Pacific cod) is the source of this 1547-nucleotide messenger RNA. RefSeq lists its product as uncharacterized. The record is from RefSeq and is a predicted model, not a curated record. The transcript is spliced from 2 exons. NCBI's taxonomy places the organism in Eukaryota, Metazoa, Chordata, Actinopteri, Gadiformes, Gadidae. Bases 1 to 1389 code for a protein of 462 amino acids.
AUGGACUACACGGAUGACAUCAGCCUGCUCUCCAACAACGUGGAGCCAGCUCAGGACCUCCUGAACAGAGUGGAGCUGGAGUGCGCCAAGGUUGGCCUUAGGCUAAACGCCAAGAAAACAGAGGUCAUCACCUACAACAUCUCACCGGAGCAUCAACCGCUGACAACAACUGGUGGCACUGUGCUGAAGGAAGUCGAGGACUCAUGGGUCAACUCAACCGAGCAGGACCUAAAGGUGAGGAAGGCACUCGCAUGGAGGGCCCUGAACGGCAUGACCUGUGUAUGGAACUCCAACCUCCCCGGUCAAAUCAAACUCAGCUUCUUCUAUGCAACGCUGUGUGAGAAUGACACGGAAGGCAGCCUCUUUCUUGAACUGUUUAGACUGACAGUCCUUCAAGUUACACUUCACCACGCCCCUUCAAAAGUGAGACCUCCUGGCACACGCCGCCGCAAGUCAACCAGAGAGAAGUACACCCUGAAGCGCAGACGGAGGAAACUAAACGCCCAGAUCAGUACCUUGAGGCAGGAAAACCCCGCCUCACAGAGACUGCCCAAGCUCAUCGAAGAAGUGAACCUCUUGGCCUUCGACAUCAGUGAAGCCAUCAUUAGCGACCUGGAUGCACGAGAAGCAAAAGCUGUUGGAACUGUGAAGUCAAACCCACGCUACUUCUACAGCUACGCUAAGCGGUUCUCGAAAACCAAGUCAACAGUCGCACCCCUACGCAGUGCAGACGGAGCCAUCACCAAUGACCCACAGCAGAAGGCAGAGCUGCUGCAAGACCAGUACGUCAAAGUGUUCAGUGAUCCGGAUGCAGUGAACAUUACUGAAUGCUUGGCUAACGUCCAACCUGAGCUCGAGGAAGACGUGGAACUGGAUGACUUCGAAUACACCGAAGAAGAUCUCAUCAGCGCCCUCAAGGAGCUUGAUCCUUACUCCGCGACUCCCGAUGGUGACAUCCCUGCAAGGAUUCUAGUUAGCUGCAAGGAGCAGUUGGCAACCCCCCUCAAGCUGAUGUGGACGGAAUCACUGCAAAGUGCAACCAUACCACCCUCACUGAAGACCCAAUACAUCACUCCUAUCUUCAAGAAGGGUAACAAGACGGACCCCGCCAACUACCGUCCAGUCUCGAUAACCUCACAUCUUAUGAAGACGUUUGAGAGAGUUAUUCGAAACCACAUGGUGUCUCACCUGGAAGGCAGCAAACCCAGCGAGAGUCAGCACGGCUUCAGGAAACAGAGGAGCUGCCUCACCCAGCUUAUCAGCCACGUCGACAACAUCUUAGAGUGCCUCAACAACGGAGAAGAAGUCGAUACCAUCUACCUCGACUAUGCCAAAGCGUUUGAUAAAGUAGAUCACAACAUCUUACUAGCCAAACUACGUAAAUACUAGGCCUGCAGCGGAUUCGAAUUGUAUCCGAAUCCGUUCGGUUCGUUUACCACAGUUCGGAGCAUUCUGGAGAUCCGCGGAUUUCGGUUUCAUGAAGGCAUUGCCUUAUGUAGCGUAUUUUGCCUACUGUAGCCUACGUCCGAUACAAAAGGGUGUUUAGG